GAAAUAUAAUUAUGGUGAGAACUCCUUGCUUUGACAAAGAUGGGAAGAAGAAAGGAUCAUGGAGUUUGGAAGAAGAUAAUAAGUUGAAAGCUUACAUCCAUAAAUAUGGCAUUGAGAAUUGGCGCCAGAUUCCCAAAUAUGCUGAUCUAGCUAGAUGCGGAAAAAGUUGUAGAUUGCGAUGGGUUAAUUAUUUAUGUCCGAGUGUGAAGCGAGGGAAUUACACUAAAAAAGAAGAGGAAACCAUCGUCAAAUUGCAUCAAAAACUUGGAAAUCAAUGGGCGGUCAUAGCUAAAGAACUCCCUGGAAGAACCGAUAACGAGAUAAAGAAUUACUGGCAUACACACAUUAAGAAAAAAUUAAAGUUACCAAAACAAAAUCAUAAUAGUCUAGGCAAAACUCCCACCUAUUAAAACAUCAUUUGGAUUUGAGAAACCUACUGAAACAUUUG
Impatiens glandulifera is the source of this 448-nucleotide messenger RNA. Its product is annotated as transcription factor MYB14-like. Lineage: Eukaryota; Viridiplantae; Streptophyta; Magnoliopsida; Ericales; Balsaminaceae. The transcript has 3 exons. The record is from RefSeq and is a predicted model, not a curated record. The coding region runs from base 12 to 410 and encodes 132 amino acids.